AUGUGGGAUUUGAAUANCAAAAAGAUGGCUUUAUCUAACCAGCAAAAUGUCGAGUGUCCAACCUUCAAGCUUCUCAUUGUUGGUGAUGCGGGAACCGGGAAAACCACCUUGGUCAAGAGACAUCUGACUGGGGAAUUUGAUCAGAACUAUGAACCUACUGUCGGUGUGGAGGUUCAGCCUUUAGAUUUCUUCACUAACCGUGGCAAGAUCCGUUUUGAAUGCUGGGAUACUGCUGGACAAGAGAAAUAUCGUGGUCUUAAGGAUGCACACUACGUCGAAGGUCAAUGUGCGAUAAUCAUGUUUGAUGUCAGAUCACGGAUCACAUACUAUAACGUUGACACAUGGUACAGUGAUCUCCGAAGACUUGCUGGAGAUGCAAAACUUUGCUUUGUGGAGUCACCAGCACUUGCUCCACCAGAACCGCACAUUGACUUUGACAUUGAUGCUCAGAACAUGAUUGAAGCUGAGCUCGUAAAAGCGGCAAGUCAGCCAGUCCCUGAUGAUGAUGAGGCUCUGCCCUUUGAAUAUAAAAGUCUUCUCGAUUAAUUG
This is a messenger RNA of Camelina sativa (false flax), 549 nucleotides long. The record is from RefSeq and is a predicted model, not a curated record. NCBI's taxonomy places the organism in Eukaryota, Viridiplantae, Streptophyta, Magnoliopsida, Brassicales, Brassicaceae.